AAGACAUUCCUCGCCCGCCUUUGCGAGCAGGCUGAGCGUUACGAUGAGAUGGUCACGUACAUGAAGAUUGGAGGCGAGCUUACCGUCGAUGAGCGUAACCUUCUCUCCGUUGCCUACAAGAACGUGGUCGGUACCCGCCGUGCUUCCUGGCGUAUCAUCUCCUCCAUUGAACAGAAGGAGGAGUCCAAGGGUUCUGAGCAGCACGUCUCGAUCAUCCGUGACUACCGCCAGAAGAUCGAAACCGAGCUGGAGAAGGUCUGCCAGGAUGUUCUUGACGUUCUGGACCAGUCCCUCAUUCCCAAGGCCGAGACCGGCGAGUCCAAGGUUUUCUACUACAAGAUGAAGGGCGACUACCACCGUUAUCUUGCUGAGUUUGCUUCUGGCAACAAGCGCAAGGUUGCUGCUACUGCUGCUCACGAGGCCUACAAGAACGCCACCGACGUUGCCCAGACUGACCUCACACCCACUCACCCCAUCCGCUUGGGUCUUGCAUUGAACUUCUCCGUGUUCUACUACGAAAUCCUGAACUCGCCCGAUCGUGCCUGCCACCUUGCCAAGCAGGCUUUCGAUGAUGCAAUCGCCGAGCUCGACUCGCUCUCGGAAGAAAGCUACCGUGACAGCACCCUUAUCAUGCAGCUUCUGCGUGACAACCUUACUCUUUGGACCUCUUCCGAUGGCCAGGAGCCUGAGGGUGCAGCUUCCAAGGAAGACAAGCCUGAAGAGGAGUCUGCCCCUGCUCCCGAGGAUAAGGGUGAGGAAUCCAAGCCUGCCGCCCCUGAGUCUUAA
This is a messenger RNA of Aspergillus bombycis, 786 nucleotides long. RefSeq names its product 14-3-3 adaptor artA-like protein. The record is from RefSeq and is a predicted model, not a curated record. Gene Ontology annotation, biological process: signal transduction. The annotation marks the transcript as partial. NCBI's taxonomy places the organism in Eukaryota, Fungi, Ascomycota, Eurotiomycetes, Eurotiales, Aspergillaceae. The transcript is spliced from 5 exons. Gene Ontology annotation, cellular component: cytoplasm.